This is a messenger RNA of Cinara cedri, 1035 nucleotides long. The record is from the annotation of a GenBank genome assembly. Lineage: Eukaryota; Metazoa; Arthropoda; Insecta; Hemiptera; Aphididae.
AUGCGACCCGUCGAGAUUUUGUUCCUGUCGGUAUUUUGGGUCGGCGGAUCGCGAGCGGCUUCGAUUUCGGACGGUGUCGGGGACGCGCCGUCGAUGGAAAACCCCUCGGACACGGGCCGCGGACCUGGCGAUUUGCACAUCCCGACGACGACGGUCCGUCCGGAUUUGACGGUCGCCGGUGUCCAGGAUGCCUUUGAACGGUUGGCGAAACGAUUAUACGCCGACGAAACGAUCGGGUCGUUUUGGACUCCGGACGGCUACGACGACGACAGUAACGGAAUAGGAGGUAAAUACACUCGAACACAAUUGUGCGUAUUUUAUGUAGCGUAUGUUACGAACCCUUACGUUUUCAACCCGUCCAACCGAACUUUUCACGAAAUUGACGGACCUUAUCGGACCCAUACAUUGUUAUCCGAACUCGAACCGAACCGAACUUUUCAAAUAUUCUAUCGUACCGAAUAUUAAAAAAAAAAAAAAAAUUUCAAAUUUCAAAGAAAUUGUAAAACAUUAUUUAAUUUAGAAUCAAAAUCCUGUGGCUGAACGAUAGAAGCACGCGCAGUGAACCUUAUUGGUGACCGUGCUAAACAGGAAUCGACUCAUUUUCGAACUAAACAAUAGGAUAAUUGGUUUGGUUCGAUAAUUUGCAAUUUAUAGUUCGGUUCGAUUAGAUUCAAAAAUCAUACAAUUCGUAACAUCUUUAAUUUUUAAACAGUUUGUUUUUUUUUUUUUUUGUGCGUUUUGAAGUAAACUUCCUAACUGAUAUUCUGUAAAUGUGUUUUUUGGGGGGUUUUUCCAGAUAGGAAAAUAUCGAAGAAAAAACCGUGGGACGUAUACACUUUGAUGCUCGGGGCGGCCGCCAAGUUGAUUUUGUUCCUGCCGAUUUUGGCCGUGCUGACAGGAAAAGCAAUUUCACUGAGUUUAACGUCGUUGUUGAUUACGUCAUUGGCUUUUCUAUACCGGGCCCAAUCGGAUUCGUUCGUCAAACGGAGUGACUCCAAAGAAAGUCUGUUGGCAAACAGUCACUUCAUGCGGUAG